ACUCACACACAUACUCAUUUUCACGUGUGCAUGACUUGUUGGAGCGCAAGCGUAGACUUAAGAAAGAUUAAGCGUUUUAAAACACCCUAUUUGACUACGGCUGUGAUUGUUGGUGAAGUCAACUUAUUCGAACGUCCGUCCGAUCACCAAUCCCACAAGAUGAACGCUAUAUAUGUGACAGUGUCUAUUAUACCGUUGUUGUUGGUGCUCGCGGGAUUUAAUCACGCCCACGGACUGACCACGUUUGGGAAGUCGAAUAACAACCCCCAAAAUAAUCAACCGCAAACCACAGCCACCCAGAAACAAUGCACAAUACAGGCCAACUGCACCCUCAUAAAGGAUGCUACCUGCAUGAAGGGUUAUUGCCGAUGUGGUGACGAUCAAUUUCCAAUCAACGGUCAUUGCAUGGCCAAAUUUCAGGGACCGAACCACAUUUGCACUAAAGAUGACGAUUGUGUGGAAAACGCCGAUUGUAUCUUGGUCAAGGAAUUGAACUUAAACUCGUUCGUUUUCACCCCGGAUAUGAUGAUUUGCAGAUGUCAAGAGGGUUAUACCGAAUUUGGAGCGACCUGUGGAGGAGUAACCUUUCGAAUUGGAUCCCUGUCAGCGAUGUUUGUAACUAUUGCGGUUUUCUGGCUUAUUUAAGUAUUUUAUUAAAAAGGCAAUAUUAUUAGAAAUAAAAAUGUUAGAUUAUGCCACUGUGACAUAUUUGAAUAUUGUCGCUCACUAAGCUUCAUAUUUUAAUUAUGUAUCGUAGAAAAUAAUCUAUUUAUUACGCGCAUGAGGUUUGAAAACUUUAGUGAUUAAUAAAAAGUUUUACGUUAUCUAGUUGUAAAACAUAGGCAGAACAAGUUCGUCAAUCAAAAUUGUCUAUCGAAAUAUCGAUUCUUAUUUGUAACACAUAUUUAUUCACCAUUUUGCUUGGCGAUAUUUUGACAUUUCCUAGAUGUCCACGUAUACGAUUUUUCACACACGCGCAGGUAACAUAUAGUUAAUUAUGUAGCACCACGUACUCAAUGUUAUUAGCGAUUGAGUAAUUUUAUAUGUUUCAUUGGAAAUUACAUAUUAUUUAUAAAUAAACUUUACAAAACGAUCGA
Messenger RNA from Cylas formicarius (sweet potato weevil), 1097 nucleotides. RefSeq lists its product as uncharacterized. The record is from RefSeq and is a predicted model, not a curated record. Lineage: Eukaryota; Metazoa; Arthropoda; Insecta; Coleoptera; Brentidae. Bases 31 to 645 code for a protein of 204 amino acids. The transcript has 4 exons.